This is a messenger RNA of Exophiala bonariae, 3552 nucleotides long. RefSeq lists its product as uncharacterized. Gene Ontology annotation, molecular function: protein binding; ATP binding; ATP hydrolysis activity. The record is from RefSeq and is a predicted model, not a curated record. NCBI's taxonomy places the organism in Eukaryota, Fungi, Ascomycota, Eurotiomycetes, Chaetothyriales, Herpotrichiellaceae. Gene Ontology annotation, biological process: chromosome organization. Gene Ontology annotation, cellular component: chromosome. The transcript is spliced from 3 exons. Bases 1 to 3552 code for a protein of 1183 amino acids.
AUGAAGAUCGUCGAGCUUGUAAUAGAUGGCUUCAAGUCCUACAGCCAGAGAACUGUCAUCUCUGGCUGGGAUGCGACCUUCAAUGCUGUCACCGGUUUGAACGGCUCAGGGAAGUCCAACAUUCUUGAUUCAAUAUGUUUUGUUCUAGGCAUUACCAACAUGUCUACGGUACGAGCCCAAAAUCUGCAGGACCUCAUCUAUAAACGUGGUCAAGCUGGUGUGACCAAGGCUAGCGUCACAAUCGUUUUCGACAAUAAUGACAAGAGCACGAGUCCUAUCGGAUUUGAAGAAUACAGUCAAAUCAGUGUCACAAGACAGAUAGUAAUGGGUGGUACCAGCAAAUAUUUGAUCAAUGGACAUCGUGCGCAGCAAACCACGGUUCAAAACCUGUUUCAGAGCGUGGGUUUGAAUAUCAACAAUCCCAACUUCAUCAUCAUGCAGGGCCGUAUCACCAAGGUACUCAACAUGAAGGCUGCCGAGAUCCUCGCCAUGAUUGAAGAGGCAGCAGGAACACGCAUGUUUGAAGACCGAAAGGAAAAAGCCACAAAGACGAUGGCCAAGAAAGAAAUGAAGGUGUUGGAAAUUGAGGGUCUGCUCAAGGAAGAGAUCGAACCAAAACUCGACAAACUCAGAGGUGAAAAGCGCGCGUGGCUGGACUACCAGAAGACACAAAGCGAAUUGGAACGGCUGACGAGGGUUGUCACGGCGGCCGACUAUGUUCGAGCAGGGGAGAAGAUGAAGUCUGCCUCACAAGAGCAUGAGCUGAAGAAGGCCAAAGUCCAACACUUGGAGGACAAUGGUGUGAAGCUUAAGCGCGAAAUCGAAAAUCUGGAGGAAGAUGCUCAAAGGGUGAAGUCAAUCAGAGAAAAGGAGAUGCGAAAGGGAGGUCGGUUCCAAGAACUCGAGAACAAAGUCAAAGAAUAUAGUCAUGAGCUUGUCCGGUUAGGAACAGUCCUCGAUCUAAAACAAUCGAGCAUCGCCGAGGAGGAGCAAAGAAAGAAAGACGUGGCAAAAACCGUCAAGUCUCUCGAGAAGCAGGUGGGCGAUAAAAAGAAAGCUCUAGAAAACCUGCAGUCGCGAUGGGAUACCGCGAAAUCAGACUCAGACUCUCAGAAUGCCGAGGUUGAGAAAAAGGAAGAACUCCUUUCAACGCUUCAAACCGGAGUGGCUUCACGAGAGGGCCAAGAGAGCGGUUAUCAGGGGCAACUACACGAAGCUCGCAAUCGUCUGACAUCUGCAGGGACAGAGCAAGAGCAGGCAAAACUCAAAAUCUCGCACCUUGAGAAACGAAUCAAAGAAGAGGAACCAAGAGCGAAGAAGGCUCGAGAGCAGAAUGCUGGAUUACUCAAUGGGCUCGAAACACUUCGCAAGCAAGCCGAAAAACUUGAGAAAGAUCUCCAAAAGCUAGGAUUUGAACCAGGUCGAGAGGAAAGCAUGCGCGAGCGGGAGGUCACGCUCCAAAAGGACAUCCGUCGUCUUACACAGCAGGCAGACGAAUUCAAACGAAAGGUCGCCAAUGUGGAUUUCCAUUUCAGCGACCCAUCGCCAAACUUCGACCGUUCCAAAGUGAAGGGAUUGGUCGCUCAGCUUUUCACAUUGGAUAAGGAUAAGUCCAUCGCAGGGACAGCGUUGGAAAUCUGUGCUGGUGGAAGACUCUACAAUGUUGUCGUCGAUUCAGCCGAUACUGGUACGCAGUUGCUCCAGAAAGGCAAACUCAAGAAACGCGUAACAAUCAUUCCACUCAACAAAAUAUCGGCGUUCAAGGCUUCUGCAGAAAAGGUCGGAGCUGCUCAAAAGAUUGCACCUGGAAAGGUCGAUCUAGCCUUGUCUUUGAUUGGAUACGACCAUGAAGUUUCCAAGGCAAUGGACUACGUCUUCGGAACUACACUCAUCUGCCAGGAUGCUGAAACGGCAAAACGAGUCACAUUUGAUCCAUCUGUUCGAUUAAAGAGCGUGACCCUUGAGGGUGACGUCUACGAUCCUUCCGGGACUCUUUCUGGUGGUAGCUCGCCGAACUCUAGUGGCGUUCUCGUGAUUCUACAAAAGCUCAAUGAGGUGACCCAAGAAUUGCAAAAACAUCAAAGUGAGCUUCAACAACUCCAACAGACCAUCAAGAGCGAGACAGCUAAACUCGCCAACAUCAAGUCUGUCAAGCAAGAACUCGAUCUCAAGACACACGAAAUCAAACUUACCGAAGAACAGAUUUCGGGGAAUUCUUCAUCCUCGAUCAUUCAGGCGAUUGAAGAAAUGAAAGCGUCAAUCGUCCAGCUGAAGGAAGACAUGGCAAAUGCAAAAACGCGGCAAACAGAAGCCGCCAAGGACGUCAAGAGAAUAGAGAAUGACAUGGAAGACUUCAGCAAGAACAAAGACAGCAAACUCAAAGAACUCGAGAAGUCCUUGAUCGAAUUGAAGAAGUCCCUUGGCAAGACAUCAGCAGCCAUUAAAUCUCUUCAGAAAGAACUCCAGGAUGCCAGAAUAGACAGCGAACAGGCCGUUAUUGACCUAGCAGCAGCAGAAGAACAGCUGACAGAAGUCAAUAGUGCCAUCGAAUCUCAGAAAGAGGAAAUGCAAGUUCUCAAGCAAGAGGAGACUGAAGUCAAAAACAGCCACGACAUCACCCAGGCUGAACUAGCGGAUGAACAGGCCAAGCUGACGGGAUUCGAUGAUGAGCUUCGCGAACUGGAGAAAGCGCAGUCGAAGAAGACGAAGCAAAUCCAAGAAGAGGCACUUGAGGUGCAAAAACUUGGCCACGCUGUCGAGAAGGCACAGAAAGACGCACAAGCAGCAUCAGCGUUGGUGGCACAGCUAGAAAAGGAACACGAUUGGAUUGAAGACAACAAAGACCAAUUCGGACGCACUGGCACGCCGUACGAUUUUCAAGGGAAGAACAUGGCGGAGUCACGAGCGACACUGAAGAACGUGCAAGAGCGGUUCCAGGGGAUGAAGAAGAAGAUCAACCCGAAAGUGAUGCCGAUGAUCGAUAGCGUCGAGAAGAAAGAGGCCUCGCUGAAGAACAUGCUGCGGACAGUGGUGCGCGACAAGAAGAAGAUCGAGGAGACCAUCACCACGCUCGACGAGUACAAGAAGGAAGCGCUGCUCAAGACCUGGCGCCAGGUGACCGAGGACUUUGGCAACAUCUUCUCGGACCUUUUGCCCGGGAACAACACGGCGAAGCUGGUCCCGCUUGACGACAACAUCGACCGCAUCCAGGAAGGUCUCGAGGUCAAAGUCUGCCUGGGCAAGAUCUGGAAGCAGAGUCUCACGGAGCUCAGCGGUGGCCAAAGAUCCCUCAUCGCCCUCUCGCUCAUCCUCGCACUCCUGCAGUUCAAGCCCGCGCCCAUGUACAUCCUGGACGAAGUCGACGCCGCGCUGGAUCUGUCGCACACGCAGAACAUCGGCCGCAUCAUCAAGACGCGCUUCAAGGGCAGCCAGUUCAUCGUCGUCUCGCUCAAGGACGGCAUGUUUCAGAACGCCAACCGCGUCUUCCGCACCCGCUUCUCAGAGGGCACCAGUGUCGUCUCGGUCAUGACGCCCGGCGAGAUCAAGGGUUGA